AUGCUUCAACUACGAAAACAUGCAUUUAAAUUAUACAGUACUCUUGAAUUCUCGUCAUCAAGAGUCUCUGACACUUCAAGAUUGGUUAAGUUAUUGCCAGUAACAGACUUACCACCAAUUACUCCUCCACAAUUUGAAUCUUCUAAAUCUUCGAAAUUACAAACUUUAGUUUGGCGUAAACCGUUACAAAAUGUGUUUAUUACUAAGAAACCUUGGACUCAGACUACCAGAGAUGCUAUGGUUAAAUUGAUUGGCCAUCUGCAUGAUAGAUAUCCACAAUUUAAUAUUAUUCUACAACAAGAUACUGCAGAAGAAAUUUCUCAGGAUUUCAAAAAGAGAAAGGGUACUGAUGAACCUUAUACUCUGUAUACUGGUACUAAUGAAGAAAUCGCAGAUAAAUCAGACCUAUUGGUAACAUUGGGUGGUGAUGGUACCAUUCUACAUGGUGUUUCACUUUUCAGUAAUAAACAAGUUCCUCCCGUUUUAGCUUUCUCUUUGGGUACAUUAGGUUUCUUAUUACCUUUUGAAUUUCAAGAAUUCGAAAAUGUGUUUGAAAAUGUCAUUGGUAGUAAAUCUAAAUGUCUGCAUAGAACUCGUUUAGAAUGUUUUGUGGUGCGACAAGGUAGUAAUGUCACUGAUUUAUCUGAAAGAACUUUCCAUGCUAUGAAUGAUAUUUUCCUCCAUAGAGGUGGUUCGCCUCAUUUAGCUUAUCUAGAUGUCUUUGUUGAUGGAUCUUAUUUGACAAGAACCACUACUGAUGGUAUUAUCUUGGCUACACCAACCGGUUCUACAGCUUACUCUUUGUCCGCAGGUGGUUCAAUUGUUUCACCGUUAGUUCCAUGUAUUCUUUUAACACCAAUUUGUCCAAGAUCUUUAUCGUUUAGACCUUUAAUCUUACCUCAUUCAUCUCAUAUUAAAUUGAAAAUCAGUUCUAAAGCCAAUAGAAUGUUUGCUCCAAAUGUAUUGAAAUUAUCCGUUGAUGGGAUCCCCAAGGAGGAUUUACAAAUCGGUGAUGAAAUUCAUAUUGUUAAUGAAGUAGGUACGAUUUAUGUUAAUGGUGCCAAAUUACCUUCGACUCAAAACAAAGAUGAAAUUGCAGUACGGAAAAAGAUGAUUAGAAACUCAGGUGUAUAUUGUAUUGCCAAAACAGAAAACGAUUGGUCUAAAGGUGUAAAUGAAUUAUUAGGGUUCAAUUCAAGUUUCAGAUUCACUAGAUUAAGAGAACAAAAUAUAGCAAAUUGUGUAGAAUUAUCCCAUGAUGAUGUGGAAGUCAAAUAG
This is a messenger RNA of Henningerozyma blattae CBS 6284, 1278 nucleotides long. RefSeq names its product NADH kinase (gene POS5). The transcript has a single exon. Lineage: Eukaryota; Fungi; Ascomycota; Saccharomycetes; Saccharomycetales; Saccharomycetaceae. Bases 1 to 1278 code for a protein of 425 amino acids. Gene Ontology annotation, molecular function: NAD+ kinase activity. The record is from RefSeq and is a predicted model, not a curated record. Gene Ontology annotation, biological process: NAD+ metabolic process; NADP+ biosynthetic process.